AUAUUUUUCUAAGUUCUGUAUCAUGAUUUUUCGAGUGGAACAUGUGUGUAUAAGCUUUCAACAUUAAAGAAAUUGUUUUCGUCGGACUCUUAAAUCAAUACUUUCUUUGAUCUUUCUGGCUUCCAAUGAGUUUGUUUCUCUUUUUUUUGAGCCCUCAAUGCCUCCAAAAACUUGUACUAGUGCUCUGUUCAAGUUAUCAUAACAACUGCCGAUUUUUGGAAGCGUCCUUUCUUCUUCAACUGAGUUUUGGCAUGCUUUUUUUUAACAGAAGGCAUUUUCAUUAAGCGCAAAAGUUACUUUAUCGUCCAUUGUUCUUUUGACGAAUAACGAUUUGCUGUAUCUCAUUUUUCAGAAAGCUGUGACUUCAAGUUUGAACUGCCCAAUUCUGGACAGUUUUCUGUUUAGCAAGAAUGUAUCAGAAUAAUGUGGGAGGUUCACAUGAUGGCGCUUUCCAAUCAAAUGCGAGGAGUGAUCGGUCUAAAUUAUCUCUUGAUUUCACCCAUGCUCAUACGCCAAAGAAAAAUGACAGCCAGAAUAAUAAUCCCUGUUUCCUCGACUCACCUGACAUGCAAAUGUUAAAAGUUGAUUCUCCGGAGCUUGAAAAAAUGAUUUUGGAUAAUUAUACGAUCACAGGUGGGGGGUCUUCAACGCCUACGCCUACUCAGUUUGUCAAUCCAAAAGCUGUCAGUCAAUUGGAUUCGACAUCAUACGCAACAAGUGUUCCUAACAAUCUUUACGUCGACAUAUCCUCAACGCGUUCCUCUAUGAAUGAUCUUCAGCAAUCGAUGUCUUCUUCGAUUCCAAAUCAGCGCAAUAUUGUUAUUAAUCACGGCGUACCGCAAUACAUUUCCAGUGCACCUAUUCUAAUAAACCCAAAUCAGCAUCCAACAAGCUCGGCUCAGAACUUCCUUCUCGCAAGCCUUCAAUCAGUGCCUAAAGUUACAGAAUCCGGGGCUCGUAUGAUUUUCAGUGCGCCAAAUGUAUCCUCGGAUCUAAGUCAUCAAAGAAAUCUGCUGUCUCAAAUUUCCGCACAAGCCCAGAAAAGUUGCAAUAUAAGCACAUCGUCUACUUACUUGAGCAAUGUAGAUCAGUAUUCCAAUUCAAACUCACCUAAUUCGGUGAAGACCGAACCAGGCAAUCUAUCGUCGUCCGAAUCUGUGACGUCCGCUUCCGAACAAUCGCCGCUGCCUCAUUCGAACAAUCCUUCCCUACAGGACAAAAUAAAACAAGAGCGGAAACGGCUACGCAAUAGAAUUGCAGCGACAAAGUGCAGAAAGAGGAAGCUGGAAAAAAUUUCGACGCUAGAAGACCAAGUAAAUGAGCUGAAAAAGAGCAACUCUGACUUAAGCGAGCGGAAGCACCAAUUAAGAGAGCAGAUUGCGCAUCUCAAAGAGAAGAUGAUGGUUCAUUUAAAACAUGGUUGCCAAGUACACGUCCAAAACAUGGAAGCCUUUGGCUCCUCGUGACUAAGUUAAACAAUUUUGAAGUUUUUUUUGCUGAAAUCUGUAACUCCAACUGCGUUUUUCCAACCAAAAUGUCGCUAGAAGUGUAAUCAAAAUAUUAAAUAAUUCAAUUAAAUUCUUAGCAAAAACAUCAAAUCUCAAAAAACUAGUGUUACAGGCUUUUCAAAGAGUUUUAUGAUGGCAUUUGUGUAUAGAUUUCGAUGAUCUUAUCAUUAUAAAUUUCCGUAUAUUUAUAUUUUUCGGCUAUUUGGUUGAUCAAUCUGCUUCAAAUUUGACCGUGCUAGUCUUCAAGCAUUCUUAAAUAUAUUUCCAUUUUAAUUGUUGGUGGUUUAGUUCUAAUAAAUUGCAUUCUUUAAGCGGUCUAGCUUUGCAAUAAUUAUUUGAGUCAAUGUUGUACUCAUCUCAAAUUUCACUUCCGUGUUUUGACCAGCCACUGAUAUUUUAUCUUGCAUUGUAAAAUAUUCUUCUGUAGAUUACCCGAUAUUUUCUCAAUAGAUUCUUAAUUUCUGA
This is a messenger RNA of Symsagittifera roscoffensis, 1973 nucleotides long. RefSeq names its product transcription factor Jun-like. Gene Ontology annotation, biological process: regulation of transcription by RNA polymerase II; regulation of cell cycle; regulation of cell population proliferation. Gene Ontology annotation, cellular component: transcription regulator complex. Bases 411 to 1466 code for a protein of 351 amino acids. The record is from RefSeq and is a predicted model, not a curated record. The transcript has a single exon. Gene Ontology annotation, molecular function: RNA polymerase II cis-regulatory region sequence-specific DNA binding; DNA-binding transcription factor activity, RNA polymerase II-specific; transcription factor binding. Lineage: Eukaryota; Metazoa; Xenacoelomorpha; Acoela; Convolutidae.